AGAUCAAACAAGUAUGAGGAACCACUGAUGAUAGUACCGUGGGUGCGCAGCAUAUGCCUUAUUAACCACCGAUGACGUUGAAAUCAUCAGCGAAGAAGUAUCGAAGUUCUCAAUGAUUUUUGACUACGUCGUGACAUCAGGAGGAAUAGGCCCCACUGAAGACGAUGUUACUUAUGAAGGUGUUGCAAAAGCGUUUGGUGUCGAUUUGAAACUGAACGACCAAAUAUCAGCUGCAGUUGAGUCGUUUUUUGGGAAGAAAGAUUCGAGUGACGCCAUAUACAGGCUAGCUAACAUUCCCUCCAACUCGAAACUUGUUUGGAAUCCAUCUAGAGACUACCCUAUUGUUACUGUUGAAAACGUCUUCAUCCUACCAGGAGUCCCUCAAAUUUUUGAGAAAAUGCUUCCCUUGAUCGAAGAUCAGUUCAAAAGUACGGGCGGAACUUCGGAGAAAUUCACUAGAUAUGUGUACAUAGAUAAAGGCGAGAUGACAAUUUCAAAUGAGAUUAAUGCAGUUUUUAAGAAAUUCCAGCUACCAGAAGUACAGCUCGGUUCGUACCCCAGUUGGACAAGUAAUUACUACAAAACCAAGUUCACAAUUGACGCGUUAAGCGAGCAACUUCUUGAUGAUGUCGAAAAUUACCUAUCCAAAUUACUUCCGGAAGGUUCGAUUAGACACGAUAUAAUUGAUGACCCAAUUCAAUUACUACCUCAAUCUGUGUACAAUUUUGAUUCCGAUUUAGUUAAAAAUGUAGUGAGCCUUAUCGAGAAGGCUUUGCAAGAACAUGGGCCAAAUAACGUGGUUCUUUCUUUCAACGGAGGAAAAGAUUGCACUCUGUUACUUCAUAUGUACGAGGCGGUGUUAAGAAAACAUUUCCCGACGGAAAAGGCGAAUUUGCUCUUCAUAGAAACAGCAGAAUCCUUCGAAGAACUGGAAAACUUCAUUGAAGCUACAAAAAAGCGCUAUUCAAUUGGUGGAUAUUACCACAUCAAAAGCUCCAACAUAAUCGAAGGAUUGAAAAAGCUGAACAAAGACAGCCCAAAUAUCUACGCCAUCAUUUUGGGAACUCGCAGUACAGAUCCAGGCGGGAAGAACGCCGCUGAAUUCCAGCCAUGUGAUCCUCAAUACGGUAACUUUCUGAGGGUGAACCCAAUUCUAAACUGGCGCUACUCCGAAGUGUGGAACAUCAUCAGGACUCUCCAGAUACCCUACUGUAUUCUGUAUGACCAGGGAUACACCAGUCUAGGGUCCAAGUCCAGAACGAAAAAGAACCCAGAACUGUUUGUGGAGACUAUUGGCAAGAGGGAUGUGUACAAUCCCGCAUACUUGCUGAAAGCUGAGGAAACUGAAAGAUGUUCGAGAGACUGAACUGAAAUUUUUUCUAGUCAUUAAUGUCGAAUUCAUGAGUACACAAUUUGUUUUUUUUUAACAUGUGUCAUUAAAAUUUUCUUUG
Symsagittifera roscoffensis is the source of this 1451-nucleotide messenger RNA. Its product is annotated as FAD synthase-like. Gene Ontology annotation, molecular function: FMN adenylyltransferase activity. Bases 113 to 1366 code for a protein of 417 amino acids. The transcript has 6 exons. NCBI's taxonomy places the organism in Eukaryota, Metazoa, Xenacoelomorpha, Acoela, Convolutidae. The record is from RefSeq and is a predicted model, not a curated record. Gene Ontology annotation, biological process: FAD biosynthetic process.